Sphaeroforma arctica JP610 is the source of this 798-nucleotide messenger RNA. RefSeq lists its product as hypothetical. NCBI's taxonomy places the organism in Eukaryota, Ichthyosporea, Ichthyophonida. Bases 28 to 798 code for a protein of 256 amino acids. The record is from RefSeq and is a predicted model, not a curated record. The transcript has 4 exons.
AAGGCGGCGUACUCACAGUACUUUUACAUGGUCAAGAACCGGGAGGAAAUGAGGUUUGCCUUCUGCCGCAUAUGUCCGAUACAUGCCAACACAAAGCCCAUCCGAUACUACAACCCCAGUAAUCUGGCACAGCAUCUGCGCAAACAAAAGUUCAUGACACCCGACAACCCCCACACCUUGGCCUACGAACAAGUGCAAAUGACCCUCUACGACCGAUCGCAGGGGAUGAGAGUCAGGAGAGGCACCGCUACAGGAAGCACUAGUCCAGAUAUACAUGCGGAAGUGGCGAGGCAUGACGAGACCCAUGGGCAUUCUUCGCUACAGACGGUAGAUACGGUGGUUCCUAUGUGGGAAUUGGACGAUAUGUGGACUUGUCCGGCCUUCUCAAAGUUCACGCCCGGGGAUCUGGUCAGCUCUAACAUCUCACAUUAUACUAAAUAUUUCAUUCUACUGAAAGAUCCCGAGACCGGCGACAGAUACGCCGCCUGCCGGAUCUGCCCCCUCUCCGCGUCCUCCAAGAAACUCAAAGUGCUCAGCCAAAGCAAUCUCAGGCAGCACCUGUACAAGCGCAACACGGAACACAAACGUGACUACCACCGUGUAGCCUACGAUCUAGUACAGAGAGAUAUGGCCCUUGCACGCGGAGAGGCUGCGGCCAAGGCUAAUGCGAAUGCGACUACGCAUGCGAUGACAAACGGGAAACGACACCUCCCUGAAUCGACUUUGCUGCAUGCGACUUCGUUGGUGGAACCUGCGGCUAUUCCUGGUGAGCUGGAGGAUAUAUAUGUCUGUAUAUGA